This is a messenger RNA of Entamoeba invadens IP1, 1074 nucleotides long. RefSeq lists its product as hypothetical. NCBI's taxonomy places the organism in Eukaryota, Evosea, Mastigamoebida, Endamoebidae. The transcript is spliced from 2 exons. The coding region runs from base 1 to 1074 and encodes 357 amino acids. The record is from RefSeq and is a predicted model, not a curated record.
AUGUCAGUCAAAGAGCGUCUUGCAACACAACAGAUGAAGAUUAUUUUCCAGGGGUUAGCUGGACUUCAAGCGCUCAAGACAGUACCAAACAAAAAGGCACUCAAAGAGGCAGCCACUGAGUCUGUUUAUACCACUGAUAUUAUUGUUAAUGGUAUUAAAGAGGAUAUUAUAGUGGCAGGGAGUAAGGUAAACCUACCACCACCUCUAGAGUAUUAUCCACCAAAUGGAUAUAAUAAAUCUGAUUAUAACAUCUAUGUUGUGCUUUUCGAUAGCACCUCAAAUGAAUUCGACAUUGAUUAUCUCGUUAAACACGUCCAUUAUAUUAUACCCGCACUUGAAGAAACAGAUGAUUAUUACUUUGGAGAAUUUGAAUUUUUCCAUUUUUUGGUGCAGAAUUUGGUUGCACUUGUCUAUUAUAACACUGACAAACGCAACACCCAUUACAAUCCAAAAAUCGAAGAGAUGUUCCAUGGAAGGUGUCUCCACUUUGCGAUUGGUGACAUCGACAAAGAAAGCAUCAGUCAAAUCAUUCAAAAGACAAUCACUGCCAAACGAAGUGGCUUUGCAGGAAGAUAUUUUGGAGGAAAACCCGUCAUUUUGCUGUAUGACGAAAACGACACAAAAGAAAACACAUUAAGAUGGACGGGAAGAUAUUUGGGAAGAGGGACAGAACCCUGUGUUUUAACAAUUGAAAACAGUGAAUUUGAAUAUCUCUUGUGGGAAAGUCUCUUUGAUGUCAAAUUAGAAGGAGUUGAUGUUAAAGUAAAUGAUCUGAGUGAUGUCGACAAAUUGCUGGAAAAGCUUGGACUGAACGUGAAAGAAAGAAACGACUUUGUUGUGUAUUGGAUGAAGGAGAUGAAAAAGUUCCAAAAGAUGUUUGUCAGAAUAGUUGACAGAAAACAAUACGAAAAGUUGGUUCCACUGAACGUGAAAGGAUUCGACAACGUGAUGAGAGUCUUUGUUGGGUUUGGUGAGUGCCAAGAAGGAAAUGAGUAUUUAAGUGUUCAAGAAGUCGAAAGUGUUAAAAGAGCACAAGGAAAGUAUGUCAUUGAAUGGGGAGCAACUCUCAUUUAA